This is a messenger RNA of Microtus ochrogaster (prairie vole), 948 nucleotides long. RefSeq names its product olfactory receptor 5AN1-like. The record is from RefSeq and is a predicted model, not a curated record. NCBI's taxonomy places the organism in Eukaryota, Metazoa, Chordata, Mammalia, Rodentia, Cricetidae. Gene Ontology annotation, cellular component: membrane. Gene Ontology annotation, molecular function: G protein-coupled receptor activity; olfactory receptor activity. Gene Ontology annotation, biological process: G protein-coupled receptor signaling pathway.
AUGGAAGCAAUGACUGAAAGAAAAAAUAUUACUGAGAUCACCAAAUUCAUCCUCCUGGGAUUCUCAGAUUUCCCGCAAAUCACAGUCCUGCUCUUUGUUAUAUUCCUCACAAUUUACAUUACAACGCUCACCUGGAACCUCUCUCUCUUUGUUUUAAUAAGGUUGGAUGCCCACCUCCACACACCCAUGUAUUUCUUCCUCAGUAAUCUGUCCUUUAUAGACAUUUGCUACAUAACCACAACGAUCCCCAAUAUGCUUUCCAACUUCUUUCAGAAAGAGCAAUAUAUCAGCUUUGUGGGCUGCAUUGUUCAAUACUUUAUCUUUUCCACGAUGGGACUGAGCGAAUCUUGCCUCAUGACAGCCAUGGCCUAUGACAGGUAUGCUGCCAUUUGUAACCCACUGCUCUAUUCAUCAAUCAUGUCACCCACCCUGUGUGCUCGCAUGGCAAUGGGAAGCUACACAGCAGGGCUCAUAGGUUCUUUAUCUCAGGUAUGUGCCUUGCUGCAGCUGCACUUCUGUGGACCUAAUGUCAUCAGACAUUUCUUCUGUGACAUGCCCCAGCUGUUAAAUCUCUCCUGCACUGACACUUCCUAUGCACAGGUCGUACUUGCCAUAGCAACAAUAUUGUUUGGGCCUACAAAUGGCUUAGCCAUCAUGGUAUCUUAUGGCUAUAUCUUCUUGUCCAUCAUGAAGAUCACUUCAGCUAAGGGCAGGUCCAAGGCACUCAACACCUGUGCUUCCCACCUGACAGCUGUUUUCCUAUUCUACACCUCCAGUGCCUUUGUCUACCUGAGUUCCAGCUCUGGUGGCUCCUCCAGCUUACAUAGAUUUGCAUCUGUCUUCUACACUGUGAUGACGCCAUUGUUGAACCCUUUGGUUUAUAGUCUGAGGAACAAGGAAAUCAGAGAUGCUAUAAAGAGGUUACAGAGGAAGAUGAAAUGCUUCUAA